AGAGAGUGAAAUAGUAGGGUGAUCAAACUCAGUGGGGGGAGGAUACACACCAGAUUGCGUGUUUUCAGCAGAUAGGUUUAUUAGAUCAGUUUUCACUGAAACACUGGAGAAAAUGUUUCAGAUGUUUGUUUUGUUCAGUUUGUGUUGGUGGAGUCUGACUGGUGUGUUUGGUGAUUCAGUGUCAGUGAUGGAGGGAGAUUCUGUCACUUUAUACACUGAUCUUACUGAAAUACGUGAAGAUGAAGACAUACUGUGGAAAUAUGGAGCUGAAAACUCUCUGAUAGCUGAAAUCAGUAGAGCUGCGGGAAUCUUCUCUACGUCUAACAGUCCUGAUGAGAGAUUCAGAGACAGACUGAAGCUGGACAAUCAAACUGGAUCUCUGACCAUCACAAACAUCACAACUGAACAUGCUGGAGUUUAUAAACUACUGAUAAGUGGAGCGAAACGAUCAUCAAAAACAUUUAGUGUUUCUGUCUAUGCUCCUCUGCCCACUCCUAACAUUACCAGAGACUCUUCACAAUGUUCUUCAUCAUCAAAUUGUUCAUUGUUGUGUUCAGCUGUGAAUGUGAGUCAUGUGACUCUCUCCUGGUACAAAGGAAACAGUUUAUUGUCCAGCAUCAGUGUGUCUGAUCUCAGCAUCAGUCUCUCUCUACCUCUGGAGGUGGAAUAUCAGGAUAAAAACACCUACAGCUGUGUGCUGAACAAUCCCAUCAGCAACCAGACUCAACAUCUGGACAUCACUCAGCUCUGUCACACAUGUGCAGAUCAAGGUCUACCUUUAUUGUACAUAGUGUUGAUCUCUGCUGCUGCUGGAUCUCUGUUGAUUGUAGCUGCAGUCGCGAUAUGCUGCAUCUGCAGGAGAUGUAGAAAAACAGUUCAGAUCCAGGAGGAAGACGGAACUGAUUCAGCAUUGUGUAAACCAACAACACGAAAAACGAAAUCUAAGACGGAGUCUGUGUAUGAAAAUGUCCCCAGAAGACGAUGAUCUUUAUCUACUAGAACUGAUGUCAGAGCUCACACUGGACCUUGUCUCACACCUUUUGGUUUUGCUCACGUUUAUUCCCUGUUUUCACUUCGUGUGUGUUGGAAUUUUAAAAUUUUGUUGUAAUUUAGUUUGUGCCCAUAGCAUAUCAUCCAUAAACUCAACUAAAAUGUUAUAUUUUUAGUUUAUCAUAUAGAAAUGUAACUUUCAUUAGUAAAUAUUGAUUCCACCCUU
This is a messenger RNA of Ctenopharyngodon idella (grass carp), 1216 nucleotides long. RefSeq names its product CD48 antigen-like. NCBI's taxonomy places the organism in Eukaryota, Metazoa, Chordata, Actinopteri, Cypriniformes, Xenocyprididae. The record is from RefSeq and is a predicted model, not a curated record. Bases 113 to 985 code for a protein of 290 amino acids. The transcript is spliced from 6 exons.